Messenger RNA from Schistocerca cancellata (South American locust), 1886 nucleotides. RefSeq names its product ankyrin repeat and SAM domain-containing protein 1A-like. The transcript is spliced from 10 exons. Lineage: Eukaryota; Metazoa; Arthropoda; Insecta; Orthoptera; Acrididae. Gene Ontology annotation, molecular function: protein binding. The record is from RefSeq and is a predicted model, not a curated record. The coding region runs from base 30 to 1886 and encodes 618 amino acids. Gene Ontology annotation, cellular component: cytosol.
CAUGUGCGUGGUGGAAAAAUAAAUGGGACAUGGGCAAGGAUCAAGAGCUGUUGGAAGCAGCACGCAAUGGGAACAUCUCUGUGGUGGAGAAAAUACUCAGUCAGAGAGCGAAAAGGAGCGGCCCAUUGGCAAGCCUGCGGAGGGGGCCAGGCGCCAACGUACAGGAUGCCAGCGGUUACUCGGCGUUGCACCACGCCGCCCUCAACGGACACAGAGAGGUGGUGCAGCUGCUUCUGGCGCACGAGGCGUCGACCAACAUCGUGGACGGCAAGGGCUCGUCGCCGCUGCACCUGGCCGCGUGGGCGGGCAACGUGGACAUCGUGCGGCUGCUGCUCUGCCACGGGCCGUCCGUGCCCAACGUUAACCUCACCACGAAGGACAACGAGACGGCGUUGCACUGCGCGGCGCAGUACGGGCACACGGCGGUCGUUGGGCAGCUACUGGAGCACGGCUGUGACCCCGCCAUCCGGAACAGCCGCGAGGAGACCGCACUCGACUUGGCCGCGCAGUACGGCAGACUGGAGACUGUGGAGCUGCUGGUGAGGACGCACCCGGAGCUGAUCCAGCCGUACACGUGUCCAGGCGCCGUGUUCCCACACACGCCGCUCCACCUCGCCAGCAGGAACGGCCACAGGGCGGUGGUGGGCGUGCUGCUGGCGGCGGGCAUGGCGGUGAACGCGCGCACCGCGGCGGGCACGGCGCUGCACGAGGCCGCCAUGUACGGCAAGCUGGAGGUGGUGCGCGCGCUGCUCGCCGCCGGAGUCGACGUCUGCGCCCGCGACCAGCGCCGCCACACCGUCAUGGAGCUGCUGGGACAGUUCCCCGCGCACGUCACGCACGACAUCGCCGCCAUCAUCAGCCGACACCGCGAGACCGGGGGCGGUAGAUCGGGCAGCGACGACCUGCCGCCCAUCCCUGUGCCGGACACGUCGCUGGGGAGUCCCUACGAGAACGUGCGCACGCCGGGCCGCGGAGGAGGCGGCGGUGGGGGCGGCCUGCGGGGGCAGUCGCCCGCCUCCUCUCCCGGCACGUCGCCCACGCACUGGCACUACUACCGCGACGCCGACGGCGCGCCCCCGGAGCGCGAGCGCCGCGUCUCCGGCCUGUCCAGCGCCUCCGCGGCCAGCGACGGGGGGAUGUACCAGACGCCGCCACCGCCGCCCAAGUCGCUGCCGGACAGCUUCCUGUCUGCUGAGGAGGGCGACCGGAUCAGCGUGUCUUCGUCCAGCAGCCUCUACAUGCCCAUGUGCGGCUCCGGCGGCGGACACGCCAAGGUCUCGCCGACGCCCCCGAAGAAGCCGCCGCGGCGCAACCUGUCGGUGUCGCCGACGCACGCGACACCGCCGGCGCUGAUGAGCCUGUCUGCGGACAGCGGCGGGUGCCGCGCGCCGCAGGGCCACAACUACGAGUACCUGUACCUGGCGCGCAGCGGCCGCAGCCACGGCGACCUGCGGCGCGGCCGCUCGGCCGACCAGUACGUCGACAUGCGGCCGCCGGUGGCGCUGCUCGCCACCUCGGCGCACGAGGCGGGCGCCGGCGGGCUGCCGCUGCUGCGCGCCCAGAACCCGCGCCGCAAGCUGCGCCGCAGCCACCACUACGAGAACUACGAGCCGCCCGCGGCCGCGGCCGCCGCCGCGCCCCCGGCCGGCUCCACGUUCGUGUCCAACGCGUACAUCACGCUGCGGCCGUCGCAGGAGAGCCUGGCGGACGCGGGGGCGGAGGCGGCUGGCGCGCGGCCCCUGCAGACGCCGCUCAGCCCCACGCACUACCAGCAGCCGCCCACGCCCGACCACCCGCCGCCAUCGGCGCUGCAGGCCGAACGCAGCAUACACGAACGCAUCCGGCCGCUCUCCCAGGUAUCGCUCGAGUUCCUCUGCGACGUCUGA